Siniperca chuatsi (mandarin fish) is the source of this 2907-nucleotide messenger RNA. RefSeq names its product ATG5 autophagy related 5 homolog (S. cerevisiae) (gene atg5). The record is from RefSeq and is a predicted model, not a curated record. Lineage: Eukaryota; Metazoa; Chordata; Actinopteri; Centrarchiformes; Sinipercidae. Gene Ontology annotation, biological process: autophagy of mitochondrion; autophagosome assembly; C-terminal protein lipidation. The coding region runs from base 225 to 1076 and encodes 283 amino acids. The transcript has 9 exons. Gene Ontology annotation, cellular component: Atg12-Atg5-Atg16 complex; phagophore assembly site membrane; cytoplasm.
UUGUUGCAGUAAAGAGAUCUGUCGCUAGGGGUCGAUGUUUAGCGGUGAAAGGGUUUUUCAGCUGUUUUCCGGUGACAGCAGGGGAAUGACAACACCGACUGUCACGGCCCUUCUUCCAUUCAAGCAGACUGCAAAACAUCGACAAAACAGGAAGCUGUCUGCCAUUGGACUUCGGGGUCUGUGUUUGGGGAAUUUAUUCUUUAUGUGCCACUGGGAGCAGCAGCAUGGCAGAUGACAAGGACGUGUUGAGAGACGUUUGGUUCGGCCGGAUCCCCACCUGCUUCACUCUGAACCAGGAUGAGGUUACUGAGAGAGAGGCCGAGCCCUACUAUUUGCUUCUACCCAGGGUGAGCUACCUGACUCUGGUUACAGACAAGGUGAAGAAACACUUCCACAAAGUGAUGAGGGCCGAGGACGUGGAGGAGAUGUGGUUUGAGUAUGAAGGGACGCCACUGAAAUGGCACUAUCCAAUUGGAGUUCUGUUUGACCUCCAUGCCUCCAACACUGUCUUACCCUGGAGCAUCACUGUGCACUUUAAGAAUUUUCCAGAUCAUGACCUGCUCCACUGCCCGUCCAACUCUGUGAUCGAGGCUCACUUCAUGUCCAGCAUCAAGGAGGCCGACGCCCUCAAGCACAAGAGCCAAGUCGUGAACGACAUGCAGAAGAAAGAUCACAAACAGCUGUGGAUGGGCCUGCAGAACGAUAAGUUUGACCAGUUUUGGGCCAUGAACAGGAAGCUAAUGGAAUAUCCCACCGAGGAGGGAGGCUUCAGAUACAUUCCCUUCAGGAUAUACCAGACGAUGAGCGACAGGCCGUUCAUCCAGAAACUGUUUCGCCCCGUGUCACCUGAAGGCAACGUGCAUACACUUGGCGACCUGCUGAAAGAGAUGUACCCAGCUGCUAUACCAAACGACGGCUCCCUGAAUGUCACUGAAUCGUCAGAAAUCUCCUCUUUGCAAAUCACACAACCCCAGAAGGUCGAGAGGGCUGAGAAAGUUGCUGCUCGUAACGGACGAUUUGCGGUCGUGGCCUUUCAGCAUGUGGGCGGGGUGAGCAGAAGCGUUACCAGGUGGUGAUCCACGGUAUCGAACCGCUGCUGGAGACUCCUCUGCAGUGGCUCAGCGAACACCUCAGCCACCCUGACAACUUCCUGCACAUCUGUGUCAUCCCCACCCCCACUGACUGAGGCCACGCCUACCACUCCUCACUGUCACCGUGACAGCCGACCGACCAACCAGCCGAUCCGCCAGCCGGCUGGGUAACUCCGGAAAUGGUAGCUCUAAACGGUGGAAACUCUGAACUAACAGACUCUUUAACGAGAAGGAUAUCAGAAUCUUGUCGAUAAAGACGAACAAAGGAUGUGAAGGAGGUAUUUAACAAACCUCCUUUUCCAUCUUGUUGUCUAUUUUAUAUUUCUACUCCUCCCACCACUACUACUACUCCUCUUUUCCCCUCAAAACUUGUUUAUAGGACGUGAGGAUGAAAAGAUCUUCUCUUCCUCCUCUGCUCCCAAAAGAAAAGACAUUUCUUUUGGUGAAGAGGCGGUUAAAUGAGCAGAGGAUCUCUUCUUUUUCUACUCUACUAUCUUGCAUCUUCUCCUCCACCUCCUCCUCUUCUACUCCUCUCUGAACAAACAAACAUCUCCAUGGGAGGAGAGGAGGUGAAUGGAUCCCUCGUUUUCCAAUCCUGCCAUAUAUCUUCCUCCUUGUCCAGUCCAAGACAAAGACUGUCCUGUUGACAGGGAGAAAGGAUUGUUUGGGAUUUGGGGGGAGGCGUAUCCAGUCCUGCUGAAGUUACCACAUUCAUGCAUUUUCAUUGUCCCUGCAAAAACGUCUGGACACACAAAGUUACUCUGAGUUUACAUCACAGCCUGCAAACAUUAGCAUCUCCAAAAACUCCCCAGGAACUUCUGGUGGUCUGCUUUUGACUUUUUACAGAGGAUUUUCUGUUGGUUAGGUUUGCGUGCAUUAACAUUUGGCUUCAUUUGACAAAGUGAGCUGAAAAAAAGAAGAGGACAAGCUAUUUUGGAGCUCUGAGGCCAGUGACUGACACAUUUGGUUUCUCGCACUGAUCCCAGCACACUUGGGGUCCGGUUUGAACUGAGCGUCUGGUGCCACUGGUGAGAUAAAUAUCUAAUUUUGAGUUAUUUGAAAAAGCAACCUAACAAGCAGACAGAAUGUCCAAGUAUCAUCACCCGGUACUGUUCCUGAAUUAGCAUUAAAUUUCAGCUUUAACUCAAAAACAAUGUAAUUAAUGUUUGUUUAUUUUCAUUUUUCAUCUUCACCUUAACGAGAAAUUACAGUUUCAAACAAGUUGAAGACAGAUGGCGAUGCAGGAUUUUCACAGGGUGUCUUUUGAGAGUGAACAAGCUAUUAAUGAGGCUAAAGCAUUUUGUUUGACGGUCAUGGGAAAAAAGUCCACAUGUUUUCAAUAGCAGGUGUUGAUUUCUCUCCAUCAAUACAACACAGUUAAGCUGUUUUACUGUCUGUUUUUGUCAGAUUCGGCCCGAGGCUCUUUGUCUGCUGCCAAACUUAAAUGACCAUCUGGUUUUGUUUCAUUUUAGAACUCAGCUUAGAUAAUGAGACAGCAGGCUACUGGGGGCCACAGUUGUUUGACAUGUCUUACAUAUGCUUUCAUUGUCAAAUUGCAGUUUUUGGACAGAAACAAAACUGGCAAAAGCAUAUAUGACUUUUGUCAGAACACUAACUUUAGUUCAUGGCUGCCCAGAUCGAAUUACUUGACUACUAGAUGGUGAGACCAUAAUCAAUCAUGGGUUUUUUUUGCAUCGUAUAGCAGCAUUUUGUCUUGUUUUUACAUCUUUUCAUACUGAAAUACAUUUUUUAUUAAAUCAUUCAGCUGACACUGUUAUCCCGAAUUGCUUAAAAUAAAAGUGAGUUGAUUCAAAUA